AUGGAUGUAUACCUUCGAUGCGACGAGAGCCACGAGUCUAGAAUGAUGAGGCUCGGCGGUACAGUCUUACAGGACAAACAUACUGAGCCUGGGGAUGUGUCGCCUGCAGAGACAAGCAGCUGGGAGUUUAUUCGUGGCCCAGCACAGAUACCCAACACUCCAGUGCUACAGCCUGCACUCAGUCCCAAAUCAACAGGUAUCCCAUCAGCAGAACUCUGUCGCCCAAGAGGAUGUAAGAAUAUUUCGUCGGGCUCGGAUAUGUCUGAUCUCGCAUUGUCUGUUGACUCGCAACCUAUGAGUGACGACACCGAGGCAUACGAAGAGGCUAUUGCCGAAUACAAACUCGCUUCCAAGCGAUACCGGCAUGCCAGUCCGAGGAGUUCCAAGAGACCUCGCGUCUAUAAGGAUCUACCAAGGCUUAGGGGGGGUAAGAGGGAAGCAGAGGACGGAUGA
This is a messenger RNA of Fusarium poae, 453 nucleotides long. RefSeq lists its product as uncharacterized. NCBI's taxonomy places the organism in Eukaryota, Fungi, Ascomycota, Sordariomycetes, Hypocreales, Nectriaceae. The transcript is spliced from 2 exons. The record is from RefSeq and is a predicted model, not a curated record. The coding region runs from base 1 to 453 and encodes 150 amino acids.